UUGAGAGUAGUUUGAGUUUGAGCCGAGAUCAGCCGAACUGAAAAAUUUGCCUUAUUUAUUUCCAGUUUAAUAUUUUAAUUAGUUAAUUGAUCACUUGUUUUUAAAGUAAAUUUUGUUAUAUAUAAGGUCAAGUUGACAAUGUCGCAAUACUUAUCCGAUGGUCCGUCCGAGUUGGAAUCGCAGUUUAUUCUACGACUUCCAGAGGCCCCUGCCUCUACGUUGCGAGAAGCACUGAAAAUCGGGAAUCCAAAUUUGAAGGAUCGAAUGAAACUAAAAUUAAACGAGGAUAUGCGACACGGCACGUUGUACUUUGAUCAUUUCGUCCUCCCCUCAAAGGUCGUAGAUCUCCCCUGUGUGCUUGAAUCUCAUAAAAGUAUUGAUAAGAAGGUUGUCUACAAAACGGCGGAUAUUUGUCAGAUGUUGCUUUGCAUGGAGGAGGAGGAGCCCCCAGAAGACGAAUCCUCUAAAGCCGUGGUCCCCAAGAAGAAGGAUGGCGUCAAAGUGGAUAAAAAGUUUAUUUGGCCGCACGGCAUUACUCCUCCACUCAAAAACGUGCGGAAACGUAGGUUUAGGAAAACGCUGAAGAAAAAGCAAUACCUUGACCAGCCUGAGAUUGAGAAGGAGGUUCGUCGCCUCUUGCGCACAGACUAUGAGGCUCACCAUGUUUCUUGGGAAGUAAUUGACGAAGAAGAAGACAAGACCAAGGAAGGCGGAGUAAAAGAUGUUCUCAUGCAAGGCUCCAAAACCAAUGAACCCUCCACCGACGCGGACAAUUCUCGCGUCGGUGCUGCCGAACUGUUCGGAGACGCGUUAAGUGAUUCAGAUGGGGAUGACGAGGACCUUCUCGACCGUGGCGAUGUGGACGAAGAUAACAGUAGGAUUUCCGUCGAAGAAGACAGCAGCCGGUUGUCGGACUCACAGUCGAUGUCAUAUCAAAAUCAGGACAUGCCUUCGUCGUCCAAGAAGUCGAGCUAUGUGACCUCCUUCUCGAAAGAUAUGUUUCUCACGCCCUCUGGUCCCUCCUCCCACGGCCGAACUUCCAAGUCGCCUGAUAAGAAGAGCAAACAGCAACAGCGACGUCGCACGUCCUCCGCAGAACAAAAGACCUCACUUACCAAGGCGGAAAUGGAGCUGCAGCUGGCCGAUUUGAAAAUGCAGUUGACGGAGAUAAGUGGGCGGAGGUCGAUUCAAGAAAUGGAGGUGGCCACCACCGAUAACGCGGCGCUCAAAAGCCGCCUCGAAACCGUGCUCAACAAAUUGGUCAUGGAUCAGACGGAGAAGGAACGAGAGAUUCGUGAAGUGGAAAUGUUCAUUAGUCAGUCACAUUUCUAAAUUCUGGACUGGAAGUGGAAAAUUUAUGGGAAAUGCGAUAGCGUUGAACUUUGUUUUUUAAAUGUACAAGUUUCAUUAUUUCUUUAAUUUUUAUGAAUUGAUCCCAAAAUAAAGUUAGUGACAAAUUCCUCAUCUUGUUCUAUGUCUUGAUAAUGAAUGGCAGAUAGCAUUCGAAAUAUUGACAAAUAAAGCAAACUUUUUCUACGUGUAAAA
This is a messenger RNA of Folsomia candida, 1545 nucleotides long. It is a transcript of the gene Taf7, whose product is annotated as transcription initiation factor TFIID subunit 7. Gene Ontology annotation, biological process: RNA polymerase II preinitiation complex assembly; transcription initiation at RNA polymerase II promoter. The transcript is spliced from 9 exons. The record is from RefSeq and is a predicted model, not a curated record. The coding region runs from base 139 to 1332 and encodes 397 amino acids. Gene Ontology annotation, molecular function: RNA polymerase II general transcription initiation factor activity. Gene Ontology annotation, cellular component: transcription factor TFIID complex. Lineage: Eukaryota; Metazoa; Arthropoda; Collembola; Entomobryomorpha; Isotomidae.